CACCACGACCUUUCAUGCGGCGAAUAGAGAGCCGCUGCAGCUACUAAACAGGCGUUUACUCAGUUUAUAAUGUUUAUAUCAGUUUAUCUUUAGAGGGGCAUUGAUUACAUGUGUCUGUGGAAGAAAACGGAACCGAAAUGCUUCGUGUGUCUGUGGUAGUUUUUGGCAGAGGAGCCGCGAGAAGGUUUGCCUCAUCGUUCUCCAGUGAAAGCGCUCUGCCGUCCAAUUUACUGCUGCCUACAAACCUCGUGGAUCCUUCCAGAUUAAAGCGACCGCCACCUCCUGCAGACAGCUCCCUGCCUGUCCUGAGGACGUGCAAUGCUGUCGUUCCUUCUCACCUGAGCCCCGUCCACACGUGGGUGGAGACUCUGGAGAAGCCGGACAGCGAGCCGCUGGGUGUGGCUCAGCUCCACCCCGACGUCUUCUCCGUGCCUCCUCGGCUCGAUAUUCUGCACGCAGUUGAGACGUGGCAACGAGCUUUUAAAAGGAUCAGUCACGCCAGCACAAAGAUCAGGUCGGAGGUCAGAGGAGGAGGCAAGAAACCAUGGCGACAGAAGGGAAGUGGACGAGCUCGCACCGGAAGUAUCCGAUCACCGUUAUGGAGAGGAGGCGGUGUGGCUCAUGGACCCAGAGGACCGACCAGUUUCUACUACAUGCUGCCCAUGAAGGUUCGAGUGCAGGGACUCAAGGUGGCGCUGAGCUCCAAGAUGGCUCAGGACUACCUUCACAUCGUAGACUCCCUGAACAUCCCUUCACCCGACCCUCAGUACCUGCUGGACCUCAUCAAACAGAGACACUGGGGAGCGUCUGUGCUAAUAGUCGAUGUAGGUGAAGAGUUUCCUGAAAACAUCCUGCAGGCCACAGCGAGUUUAAAGACGGUGAACAUUAUUCCAGCAAUCGGUCUGAAUGUCCACACCAUGCUGAAACACGAAGCCAUCAUCCUCACGCUAGAAACGGUCAAAUUUUUGGAAGAAAAGCUGCUUUGGCACGACGAGCGUUACACACCUCUGUACCCCUUCAAACUGCCGUACUCAGACCUCCCAUAAGAUGUAAUAUAUAUAGUGACGAGCGAGACUUUUGUUUUCUUUGUGUUUUAUUAUGUUUAACAAAAAAAAUUCAUUAAUAAAUAAUGCUGAUGAUAA
This is a messenger RNA of Scomber scombrus (Atlantic mackerel), 1142 nucleotides long. RefSeq names its product mitochondrial ribosomal protein L4 (gene mrpl4). The coding region runs from base 138 to 1046 and encodes 302 amino acids. Gene Ontology annotation, biological process: translation. The record is from RefSeq and is a predicted model, not a curated record. NCBI's taxonomy places the organism in Eukaryota, Metazoa, Chordata, Actinopteri, Scombriformes, Scombridae. Gene Ontology annotation, molecular function: structural constituent of ribosome. The transcript has 9 exons. Gene Ontology annotation, cellular component: ribosome.